Molecule: messenger RNA, 1714 nt
Organism: Zychaea mexicana
Lineage: Eukaryota; Fungi; Mucoromycota; Mucoromycetes; Mucorales; Lichtheimiaceae
Product: Septin-domain-containing protein
Exons: 6
Coding region: 207-1460 (417 amino acids)
Biological process (GO): cytoskeleton-dependent cytokinesis
Cellular component (GO): cytosol; microtubule cytoskeleton; septin complex
Molecular function (GO): GTPase activity; molecular adaptor activity; GTP binding
Source: RefSeq, a predicted model, not a curated record
CCCCUUUUCAACCUUUCUUUCUAAAGCUUUGUCCCUGCAAAACAAAAAAAGUUACCCGCUUUUUCAAAUAAGCAGGUCCCCUCUCUCCUUUACACAUCCCUUCCUAAAUCCACUCUAGAGCCUUUAUAAAUUGUCCUCUCUCUCUCUCUCUUUAUUACUUCCUCCUUCUUUAUACCAUCUUUCUAUAAUUUUGCCGCAAUAUAAUAAUGUCCUCUGAUCAAGCAAACGGUUCGUCAUCUGGUAUUACUGUUGUCCGCAAGAAACUUGCAGGCUAUGUUGGUUUCGCCAACCUUCCCAACCAAGUCCACCGCAAGUCGGUGAAAAAGGGUUUCCAGUUCACCUGCAUGGUUGUUGGUGAGUCUGGUUUGGGUAAAUCAACGUUGGUCAACACCCUUUUCAACACUGCCCUUUACCCGCCCAAGGAAAACGUCGAACCUACGCACGAAACGCCCCAGACGGUCGAAAUCCAGUCCAUCACGUCUGAUAUCGAGGAAAACGGCGUCAAGUUGCGCUUGACUGUUGUCGAUUCCCCAGGUUUCGGUGACUUUGUCAACAACGAGCAAAGCUGGAAGCCUAUCCUGGACAGCAUUGAAUCUCGUUUCGACGCGUAUCUUGAGCAGGAAAACCGCGUCAACCGUCGCCGCAUGGUGGACAACCGCAUCCACGCCUGUCUUUACUUUAUCGCCCCAACGGGUCACGCAUUGAAGCCAUUGGAUAUUGAAUUCAUGCGUCGUCUUCAUACCCGCGUCAACCUGAUCCCUGUCAUUGCCAAGGCGGACACCUUGACCGAAGAAGAAGUGUUUGCCUUCAAGCAGCGCAUCUUGGCUGACAUCAACUACCACAAGAUCCAGAUCUAUCAGGCUCCUGCAUACGAGUACGACGAUGAGGAGACGAUUUCGGAAAACCGCGAAAUCAUGUCCAAGAUUCCUUUCGCUGUUGUCGGUUCGGACAAGGAGUUUGAGGUCGAGGGCAAGCGUGUGCGUGGUCGUAAAUACCCCUGGGGUGUUAUCGAAGUCGACAACGAAGAGCACUGCGAUUUCGUAAAGUUGCGACAAAUGUUGAUCCGCACGCACAUGGAGGAGCUCAAGGAAUAUACCAACGAUGUGCUGUAUGAGAACUACCGUACCGAAAAGCUGACCGCCAUGGGUAUCCAGCAGGACCCCACGGUAUUUAAGGAGGUCAAUCCUGUACAGAAGAUGGAGGAGGAGCGUGUUGCACACGAACAGAAGCUUUCCAAGAUGGAGGCCGAGAUGCGUGCUGUGUUCCAGGCCAAGGUGCAGGAGAAGGAGUCCAAGUUGAAGAAUUCGGAGGAAGAGCUGUACGCCCGCCACAAGCAAAUGAAGGAGGCACUCGAAAAGCAGCGGUUGGAUCUGGAAGAAAAGAGACGUCGUCUUGAAUCUGGCCGACCCAUCACCCCUGAAAAAUCUGCCAAGAAGCGAGGCUUCACCUUCAACAAGUAAUCGAUCGACUUUUUUGUGAUACACGCCAGCGUGUGAUAUCUAGCAGUGAACUCUGUGUGAGGGGAGGAUCGUAGUAUGUAACUCUUCGUUUCCCUCGCUGUCCCUCUGUCUUCAGUCUGUCUCUCUCUCACCCACUCUCAUCCUCUUCACUUAUUCUCUCCCUUUUUUUUUUGCUUUGAUUCUUUUUUUCUACACACAUUAUAUUAUCAUACUAUAGUCUUUUUAUAAAACCACCUUUUCUUAUUUAUACGGUC